Messenger RNA from Tyto alba (common barn owl), 4095 nucleotides. RefSeq names its product dual specificity phosphatase 4 (gene DUSP4). Gene Ontology annotation, molecular function: protein tyrosine/threonine phosphatase activity; MAP kinase tyrosine/serine/threonine phosphatase activity. The record is from RefSeq and is a predicted model, not a curated record. The transcript has 4 exons. Lineage: Eukaryota; Metazoa; Chordata; Aves; Strigiformes; Tytonidae. Gene Ontology annotation, biological process: endoderm formation; negative regulation of MAPK cascade; protein dephosphorylation. Gene Ontology annotation, cellular component: nucleus; cytoplasm. Bases 32 to 1198 code for a protein of 388 amino acids.
CGCCGCCGCCGCCUGCUCCUCACCCCCCGCCAUGGUGGCCACCGAGGGGCUGCGGGAGAUGGAGGGCAGCGCGCUGCGGCGGCUGGUGUGCCGCGACGAGGGCGGCGGCGGCGGCGGCGGCCCCGGUGGCCCCGGCGGCCCCGGUCCCGGCCGGUGCCUGGUGCUGGACUGCCGCCCGUUCCUGGCGCACAGCGCCGGGCACAUCCGCGGGGCGCUCAACGUGCGCUGCAACACGAUCGUGCGGCGGAGGGCCAAGGGGGUCGUCAGCCUGGAGCAGAUCCUGCCGGCCGAGGGCGAGGUGCGGGCGCGGCUGCGCGCCGGGCUGUACGCCGCCGUGGUGGUGUACGACGAGCGGAGCCCACGCGCGGAGGCGCUGCGCGAGGACAGCACCGUGGCGCUGGUGGUGCGCGCGCUCCGCCGCGACACGGCGCGCGCCGACAUCCGCCUCCUGGCAGGGGGUUAUGAGCGUUUCUCCUCAGAGUACCCCGAAUUCUGUGCAAAAACCAAGUCCCUGAAUAAUGUGUCACCCCCCACCAGCGCGGAGCCCCUGGAUUUGGGCUGCAGUUCCUGUGGGACCCCUCUUCAUGACCAGGGUGGUCCUGUGGAAAUCCUUCCCUUCCUCUACCUUGGCAGCGCCUACCACGCCGCCCGGCGCGACAUGCUUGAUGCGCUGGGCAUCACAGCCCUGCUGAACGUCUCCUCAGACUGCCCUAACCACUUCGAAGGGCACUACCAGUACAAGUGUAUCCCGGUGGAGGAUAACCACAAAGCUGACAUCAGCUCCUGGUUCAUGGAGGCGAUCGAGUACAUCGACUCUGUGAAGGAGUGUUGCGGCCGCGUCCUGGUCCACUGCCAGGCCGGUAUCUCCCGCUCAGCCACCAUCUGCUUGGCUUACCUGAUGAUGAAGAAGCGUGUCAAGCUGGAGGAGGCCUUCGAGUUCGUCAAGCAGCGCCGGAGCAUCAUCUCCCCGAACUUCAGCUUCAUGGGGCAGCUGCUGCAGUUUGAGUCGCAGGUGUUGGCCACCUCAUGCGCGGUGGAAGCCGUCAGCCCCUCGGGGACACUGCGGGAGCGGGGCAAGGCCACCUCCACCCCCACCUCCCAGUUUGUCUUCAGCUUCCCGGUCUCUGUCGGUGUCCAUGCCACCCCCAGCAGCCUCCCCUACCUGCACAGCCCCAUCACCACGUCACCCAGCUGUUAGCUCAGGGGCUGAGGCCGGCCGGGCAGACGGGGCCAGGCGGGCACGGAGCCCCGCGAUGUUAAGCAAUAGCGCUGGACACUGCCGUUCACCCUGGACUCAACGUCUUUUUUCGUAGAGAAAUUUCUUACCUCAUCUUGGUUUUUUUGCUUUUUAAUUUUAUGUUUUGAAAGCACGAAAGUUGUAAAAGCCACAAACCCUGACAUUGUCCAGGCUCUUUGCGGGAGGGAAAAAAUAGCAUACUGGGUUUCCUUAAGUGCCUGGUUUUCAUCUCUUUCCAACUCUAUCUUAUUGUCCCUUUUUUUUUUUUUAAAAAAAAAAAAAAAAGAUAGACUUCCCCUUCUCCCUUUAUUUCUGCCCGUAGCUCAUCUGGGUUGAAAAGGGGAACAUACAGUCUUUUUCUUGUGCAGCAGUCUUCCCCCUCACACCAACCGAGGUGGGGGCGUGGGGUGGGUGCUGCUUACCUGAGCCAGUUACAGGGGGUGACGAGCUGCAGGCAGGGCCUUGGGGCAAGCAGGACGGGUGGUGGCGCAGGGCUGCCGGCACCCCUGCCAGGGCCGGGGGAGGGGAUGCUGCAGCUUUUGGUCCAAGCCUAGAACACGCCUCAUCUUCAACCCACCUGGAGCCUUAUUUCCCACCCUGCCUCUCUCCUACCUCCCCCUCGAGUCCAACACAUGAGAUGCCUGUGUGGCUGAUGUACAUAUGUAUGGUUUUGUUCCUUUUUUUUUUUUUUUUUUUUUAGAAAUUAACUUUUUAUUUAUUGCCUGAGGGAGGGAGAAAACACAAUGUUUGGAGAAAAUAAAAAUAAAACUGUUUUCAACAGUUGUGGCUGGCACAGGUUUGUCCUAAGACCAAGACAGAAUAGCAGUUUGUGCAAACACUUAGCUUCCACAGAAUACCUGUUAAAAAUGUAUUUAUUGAAUUUUAAACUAUUACAAGUAUUGCAGAUCAGACAUUUAGCCAAGCACAUUUAUAGAUCAAACUCAGUUGUUACAGAGAUGAUACCUAAAGUCCACCAUGUAGGUAGGCUGAGAACCUGCCCAUCGUUUUCUUUGAAAAAGAGGGUAAAGGAGGAAAUAAAUAAAUGAUAUCCCAGCUCCAGGUAAUUGGCAACCAAGAGAGGAAACAUACAGGGCUAGUUAUGAAAACAAGAUACAAGAAAAGGUCUAAAAACCUCAACCCCCAGGUACACUGCCAUUGGGGUUGGCAGAGAAGGCAAUUGGGAAUGAAGAUACACAAGCUCACAGGACUGUGGCACAGAAACAUCCCAAUUUCAAUUUCCAAAGCUGAAGCAAGUUCUGCAGAUGUUAAGAAAGUGUCAAAAUUACCUUGUAAUACAGACACUCCAUUCAAACUACAUUAGUAAUUAAUGGAUCCAACACUAAAACUUGCCACCAACAGGUUCAGUAAGACAGAAAUAGCUACAUCAAACCCAGUCAGACAAUACGACCUGACAGGCGUACGUGUUAGUGUAACGGGGAACACAUCAGUUUCUCGCAUUCCCUACCGACCCAUGGGCGCACUCCCCUUGCUUCAGAAGUUCUAACACGCAUAUGCUGUCCCCUGACCUGCUAGAUUUCACCUCUACUAGGUGUCCAGAGAGGUGGGAAUGCUGCCACGCCACCUCUGCGCAUGCAUCCUGCCUCCCUCAAAGAUCAGGAGAGCAUGUUCUGGCCUGGGCCAAAGCCACCGCCUCUGACCAUCAGUGGAUUCAAGUCUAGGGGGGCUCACAAGCCACUCGCUACCCGUGGCUACAAGUGAAUCUACUUCCCCACAUCUUCCCCAGCAGGGCUGCAGCAUGGCUUAAAACGACUGAAGCGUGCGUUUGAUGCAUCUCCUCUUAGAUUUCUGAGCUAGAUUUUUCUGUGGCAAAGCAGCAUGGAAAGGGAGAAAUCCCCUUAAAAAUAAACUCACACACUUCCUGACCUUCAGAUGCUGAGAAUGAUUAGCAACGUUCAAACUAAUCUGCUCUGUGGUCGGACCCUUCCUUUUACCCAUUGUUUGACAAAAUAAACAAAACUGUUCUGAGUAAUUUCUGUUAACAGUCCCAUGUGGAAAUUCUAGGUAGUGCAUGUACUGUGCAGGAGCUCUGACUUCACUGCAGGGAUGCUGGAGGGUUUUUUUUUUUUGAGAUUUGCCACCAAGUAGCUCCCGCAGGCCACGCAGCGGCACGAUAUGUUAGCAUCUCUCAGCACUUCAUGCGGUCACAGGGAGCAAACAUCUCUCACCUGCCACAAGCAGCAGGAUCAGCUGGUUUCCAGAGCGAAGGAAGCGCCCUUCUCCAGAAGCUAUUCAGUCUCAUACACCAUGUGCCUUUUCUGUGUCUGCUGCCCACCAAAGACAGCAGUGCGGAACAAGCUGGGGGGCUUGCUUUCUGCUUCAGUGUAGAAUUUUGUUUUGGGGUAUUUCCGUUAUCAACAAGCAAAAGUAUACAAAGUUUGCAGGCAAAAGAAAUCCCAGCUGCAUAAUCCAGUGAGAUUUGAUCGCAUCACAGGCAAACAUUUAAAACGGAGGUUAGAAAAACAUUCAUUCCUUCGACUACAGACCAAUAGUGACUGCAAAACAGUGGAACUAGUACAAGAGGUUUAUAACAGUCUCCAUGGAGCUGAGAUCAGAACAGACUGGCAGAUAAAAAUAAAGAUGAGAAAAUAAGAUACACCUUACUAAGGUACUGUACUCUCUGCUUUUAAUCCUAAUAGAAGUUUUGUUGACAGGAUUCAGGCUGCAAUGUCACUCUGCAGCAGGUACCUAAUUCAUCUGUCUCAUGGAAACAAUUUCAGCAAUGGAGAGCAGAACCAUCCUUUCUUUGCUACGUGGUGAAGUUUCUUUCUGUUUUGCCUGUUAAGGUCCUGUUGCAAACUGCACAGACGUUUCAAAAUGCUGCCUCAAAGGGACACAGG